Molecule: messenger RNA, 411 nt
Organism: Nymphalis io (European peacock)
Lineage: Eukaryota; Metazoa; Arthropoda; Insecta; Lepidoptera; Nymphalidae
Product: chorion class CA protein ERA.1-like
Exons: 2
Coding region: 1-411 (136 amino acids)
Biological process (GO): chorion-containing eggshell formation; multicellular organism development
Cellular component (GO): egg chorion
Molecular function (GO): structural constituent of egg chorion
Source: RefSeq, a predicted model, not a curated record
AUGUCUACCUUUGCCUUUUUGCUCCUCUGCGUUCAAGCUUGCUUGGUUCAGAAUGUAUACAGCCAGUGCCUACGUGGUGCUAUUGGGCCUGCUCUCGCCGCUCCUACUCUAGGCUGUGAAGCCGGUCUUAUUGGCCCUGCUGAAUUGGGAUGGGGUGCUGGUCUUGCUGGUCCCGCUGCUCUGGGUUGGGGCGCAGGUUUUGCUGCUCCUUGCGGUGUUGCUGCUUAUGGAGGUGCCGGUGUUGGUGAUGUAGCAGUCGCUGGAGAGAUGGGCGUCGGUGGUACCACACUGGUUGCUGGUCAAGUGCCGAUCCUCGGUGGUGUUGAGUUUGGAGGUGUCGUUCCAGCUGCUGGAGCUGUCUCCAUUUCCGGUAGCUGCGGCUGUGGCUGCAAUGGUGCUUACAUUUACUAA